Molecule: messenger RNA, 988 nt
Organism: Bemisia tabaci
Lineage: Eukaryota; Metazoa; Arthropoda; Insecta; Hemiptera; Aleyrodidae
Gene: Wbp2
Product: WW domain binding protein 2
Biological process (GO): positive regulation of DNA-templated transcription
Cellular component (GO): nucleus
Molecular function (GO): chromatin DNA binding; ubiquitin binding; transcription coactivator activity
Source: RefSeq, a predicted model, not a curated record
CUAUCUGUUAUCAUCUAGAAAAGUCUCCAAGUCGACUCGUCAUAUUGUGCAACUAUCAAGCUCUCCAGAUUAUUUUUCUAAGUAGCUAAAUAUUUUAGCGUUUUUUCUAUUUGAUUUCAAAGUUUAGCUCUGAAACAUGUCCAUCAAUACGGCCCAUGCAAACGGAGGUGUUCUAAUCCAUGCUGGAGAAGUAAUUCUAUUGUUCUCCGAUAAUGUGCAUCUCGAAUUUCAUGGCCAAGAUCAGAACCCACUCUUCAGAGGAAGUAAAGUUGGCCGCUUAUACCUCACAACUCAUCGGAUGGUCUUUACAAACAAGGACAGCCAUGAUGGCAUGCUGUCAUUUAGUUUCCCCUUUGUAACCAUCAGUGAUGUAGAAAUUGAGCAGCCAGUUUUUGGAGCUAAUUACAUCAAAGGUAAAGUCCGUGCACAACCUAAUGGAAACUGGGUCGGAGAGGCUAAGUUCAAGUUAAUGUUCAAGAAAGGAGGGGCUAUUGAAUUUGGUCAAGCUAUUUUGAAAACAGCGGCCAUGGGUAAGUCAGUAAAAUCCAGCCAGCAAGCACAAUCGGAUAACCCCCCACCAUAUGCCCCCCCUCCAGGGCCAUGGUACCAAGCUCCCCCUCCAGCCUACACUCCUUCACCUACAGGCUACUAUGGUUGGGUACCUCCCACUCAUGUCUUCCCUGACCAGCCUCCUGUGAAUUCUGUGUUUAUGACUGAUAUGCCUCCACCUUACCCUGGUAUCAAUGCUGGUUACAAUGGGUAUGCUUCUGCGCCACCUGUAGGAUUCGCUCCUCCCCCUCAACCAGAAAAAGCAGGUGAAGCAGCCCAAAGUGCUUACUACGAUCCUAAUAAACCACAAUGUGCUUAUGUCCCUCCUCCAGCUUACUAUGAAUCCCCUCCAUCAUACCCUCAAAAUGGCCCAAAGAAGAAUAACUAAUUUCAAAAGCCACCAUUUAUAAGUGUCAGGCACGCAAGAAAGUUCACCAAA